AUGUAUUACUUUACGUUUGUACAGAUUACAACGCUGUUUGCCGACACCACAACUGUGCAUCAGCUCGCCAUCAAAAUGAACGAGACUGGAGUCCGCCUUCCCAGUGUGAGAAGCAUUCUCUGCAUCGCUGUCAGAGCAACUGAAAGGGCCGCAAAAGACAUUUUCUCGGCAUUCAGUUUACGGAGCUUCAGAAGCUUGUACGGAGCCACGGAACUUGGCAACGUAAUAUCGUGGAUGCCACCCGAUACGACUGAGUACAACACCGUCGGUUUCCCCGCUCCGGAAGUUCAGAUCAAGGUUGUGCAUACGAAAACCGGUCAAGUACUUGGGCCAAGGCAGCAUGGUGAACUGUGGGUCAAGUCACCCACCAACAUGAGUGGCUAUCACGGUAACCCGGAAGCAACCUUGAAAGUCCUCACCCACAAUGGCUGGCUGCGAUCAGGGGACGUUGCUUACUACGACGAAACUGGGCGACUCUACAUCGUGGAAAGAUUGAAGCAAUUCUUUCACUGCAUGGGGCGGCAAGUUGCAGAGUCAGAGGUUGAAUCUGUGUUGCUGACACACGAAAGCGUCGCAGAAGCAGCUGUGAUCGGUGUUCCACAUUCUGAAUACAUCGACGUCGGAAAAGCGUUCGUGGCCUUAAAGUCGCCUCUCGGCGGGCGCACGAGCACCAGUGCCCACGAACUGCAGGUCUUUGUCGCAACUCACCUCCCAUUCUACAAGCAACUUCAUGGCGGAGUAGUUUUCGUUGAAUCCAUACCAAGAAAUACCCUCGGAAAGAUUGACAAGCAAUGCCUGAAAUUCCGUUGAUUUUUGGCAAUUUCGGAGCUUCGUUCAUCGUUUAUGCACUUCUGAUAAACCCAGAAAGUACUUUA
Ixodes scapularis (black-legged tick) is the source of this 875-nucleotide messenger RNA. Its product is annotated as luciferin 4-monooxygenase-like. The record is from RefSeq and is a predicted model, not a curated record. Lineage: Eukaryota; Metazoa; Arthropoda; Arachnida; Ixodida; Ixodidae. The transcript has 4 exons. Gene Ontology annotation, molecular function: CoA-ligase activity. Bases 1 to 810 code for a protein of 269 amino acids.